AUGAGAGUCUGUUUGGAUGAAUCGGAGUUGAUUCCGUCGGUAUGCAUUGUCCAGUCGAAGUUGAUCAUCAUGGAUAAUAUCCGAUUUGACACCUCAUUGAUGAGAAGGAUCUUCUUGAUGUUGCAUUUGGAGGCUUCGGUAAGAUCUUUGAAGAUUUCGGGACUGGGAUAUUGGUCAUGAGACAUGAAAGUUUUGGUGUGGGGCAAAUUUUAUGUUUUGGGCUUAUGUUUUUUAGCAAAAUUUUAUGUUUUAAAAUUUAUAUUAAAAAUACGGUCAGAAUUUAUUAAGGGAGUGUAAAAAAGCUCAAGCUUGAAAGGCCGAUCGUUUUUGGUCCGAAAUUUGCUGAUUUUUGUAUAAAAUACGGCAAAAAUGACGAAAAAUGCCCGAAUUUUUUUCUUCCACCCACAAUUUUUUUAUGAACGGCGUUGCUGGUCCUAAACACUGUAAAACUCAAAAAAUUAGACUUACAAGCUUCCAAGAUUCAAAUUUAGCGGAAAUCGAUCUAUCGCGUUGUAACAAAUGAUAUCAAGGCCAAUUUCGGCUGUAUUUCGAGAAAAGUGAUACCCGGCGGGCUUUACAGUUAUCCCCACCAGCCAUGAAAUUACUUUCUUUAGAAAGCUUUUUAGUCAUAUUCUCCUGGAAUAUUACACUCCGAGGCCUGCUGGUGUAUUUUCAAGGCCAUUAGGCCUAGUUUUUUUUAUUUUUGGCGGGAUUUACGGUAGAAACCCACCAGCCAAAAAUGGAUCGUCAAAAUUUAGUAUUUUUCUGAUGAAUUUCCAAUAUAAGGAAGUCUUGAGUUUCAAAUCAAAUACAUGAGGCAAUUAGAGCUCAAAGCCAGCUGGUUCGAGCCCUUUUUUUGAGUCUUUAACUCCAAAAUUAUGUUGUAGACAUCAGAUAUCAGGACCAAGGGAAGUUUUAAUAUUUUUGCAUAUUACUGCCCCUAAGCUCAAAGUAAAUCAUCUCAAAUCGGCUUAAAAAUAUUCUGCGGGUCUCAAAGCAGGGAUUUCGUCAUCAAAAUACCCAAAAAAAUCCAGUGUCAUCAUCUACUACAAUAUCAUUAUUUUAGGAUUUUUUCGAUCAAAGAUGGUGCUAUAAACAAGCCAAAAGAUGUCAAAAGGAAUGUCGAAAUGGCUGUGGUAAUUUGAAUUUACCUCAUGAUGACGGAUCUCCUGGAACUUUGAUGACAAGAUUCCAACUUUGA
Molecule: messenger RNA, 1201 nt
Organism: Bursaphelenchus xylophilus (pine wood nematode)
Lineage: Eukaryota; Metazoa; Nematoda; Chromadorea; Rhabditida; Aphelenchoididae
Source: the annotation of a GenBank genome assembly